UUGCGCUUGCAAAUCUCUUAUUUUGGCUUCGGAAAGUGGAAGGUGAUGGAUAUCACUUUCCGAGGGAUUAGCACACAACUCUCUUAUCCCCGACGGCAUUGUAUUGCUUUUGCUCUGGCGUUAUGCCCGGGCAAACAACCCGGACACAAGGCCAAUCAAUUGUCAGGUAAACUAACAAUCACAUCCACGAAUGAGCAGAACUCAAAUAAAUAUCGACUUCUGGCCAGCUCCAAGAAAAGCAAUGGAGGACAAGUGAUUGGCUCUGGGCAAGAACUGCAUAUUUACAUCACAAGCAUCCAACCAUUCUUGCGUCUUUACGUAAUCGCCAUCUUCUUUUUGCUGGAACAAGGUGAUCGAGUGAAAAUGAACACCAUAUUCGACAUAUGUCCGCAACUCCACGCACUCAUACUGAGAUUAUGCCUGAUUUGAUCGAUCUAGUCGAUUUACAAGGAGGUGUAGAGGUAUUGCAGCGCUUGUAAAUCGCUAUUGAAGAGAGUCGGAAUACGGUGUAAUCUAGUGUUCUUUAUAAAGGGCACAUUGACAAUUGACAAUAUAGGUCAUAUAUCAAAACACGCAUGUCUAGUCUUACAACGAUAUAAUGAGCAGAACGAGCUGCUACUGUCGACCUUUUCUCUUUGGGAAAGGUGUAACCAAAUAAUAAAA
Periconia digitata is the source of this 663-nucleotide messenger RNA. Lineage: Eukaryota; Fungi; Ascomycota; Dothideomycetes; Pleosporales; Periconiaceae. The record is from the annotation of a GenBank genome assembly.